Messenger RNA from Beauveria bassiana ARSEF 2860, 1428 nucleotides. RefSeq names its product MFS transporter, putative. The record is from RefSeq and is a predicted model, not a curated record. Gene Ontology annotation, biological process: transmembrane transport. The transcript is spliced from 4 exons. Gene Ontology annotation, cellular component: membrane. Lineage: Eukaryota; Fungi; Ascomycota; Sordariomycetes; Hypocreales; Cordycipitaceae. Bases 1 to 1428 code for a protein of 475 amino acids. Gene Ontology annotation, molecular function: transmembrane transporter activity.
AUGUCUGUCAAAUCGCACGAUGACUUGAGCGUGGCCGAAGCGGCCCCAGUGGCGGACUCGGAUGCUGCGGCCCUCGAGCUCAGGGUCGUCAGAAAACUGGACAGGAACUUCCUGUCACUUCUAUGGUUUCUCUUCCUUCUUGCUUUCUUGGAUCGCUCAAACAUUGGCAAUGCACGAGUCGCCGGGAUGGACAAGGACUUGUCGCUGAGCAGCGGCCAAUACCAGUGGCUCUUGACCAUAUUCUACAUCUUCUACAUCAUCGCUGAGCCGCUGACCUUUAUGUACAAAGUCAUAUCGCCUCGAACUUGGGUUCCCAUUCUUGUUCUGGGCUGGGGCAUCGCUGCUACUGCACAAGCCGCAACUCAGUCAUUUGCAGGCAUGAUGGUUUGCCGUGCAUUGCUGGCAACUUUUGAGGCUGGCUAUGGUCCCGGAACCAUCUACUUGCUUUCAUUCUUUUACCUUCGUCGGGAAAUCGGACUGCGCAUCGGUAUAUUCUUCUCCGCCGCACCGCUCGCCACCUGCUUUGCCGGCGCGUUGGCGUAUGCAAUCACUUCCGGUCAUUCUCACCUGGCCAAUUGGAGAUUACUCUUUCUCGUCGAAGGAAUACCGGUGUUGAUCAUGUCGGUGGUGACAUACUUUGCCAUGCCUAGCUCCCCGCAUGAUGCUUGGUUUCUUGAUGAAGAUGAAAAGAGAGUGGCGCUGGCGCGAGGGGUUCGGCAAGCAGGCAAGGGGCCUCGUGUGGGUAAAUUCAGCUGGGAACAGACUUUUUCGACUUUUCUUGAUUUGAAGGCUUGGUUAACGGCGGUCAUGUAUUUUUCGUGCAACGUUUCCUACGCGUCCCUGCCUGUGUUCCUGCCAACCAUUUUGGAGGACUUGGGAUACUCUGGGCUGGAUGCGCAAGGAUUGUCAGCUCCGCCGUAUUUCAUAUCUUUCCUUGUCACUAUUGCCUCCACGUUUAUUGCCGAUCGCACACAGCAAAGAGGAGUGACGGUCAUCACCCUGGCCCUCAUUGCCAGUGCAGGAUACAUUAUGCUUGCAGCGGCCAGCAGCAGUUCAGUGCGCUAUGGUGGAGUUUACCUUGCGGCAGUUGGUCUCUUUCCGACCAUUGCGAAUAUUUUGCCAUGGGUUCUGAGUAAUCAAGGCAACGAUGAGCGCCGUGGAGCCGGCAUCGUGCUGUUGAAUCUUGUCGGGCAAUGUGGUCCGCUACUGGGGACUCGCUUGUAUCCAAAGAGCGAGAGGCCUCAUUAUACAAAAGGCCACGCAAUCUGUGCUGCGUUUAUGGGGUUUACUGCACUCUUGGCAUUGUGUCUUCGGUUGUUACUGAUGUGGGAGAACCGCAAGUUGGCGGAAAAAUGUCCGACGGUCGAAGAUGCUGAGAAUGCAGAAGGUGAGGAGAAUUACGGGCCAUCUUUUCGCUAUGUACUCUAG